Molecule: messenger RNA, 981 nt
Organism: Mucor velutinosus
Lineage: Eukaryota; Fungi; Mucoromycota; Mucoromycetes; Mucorales; Mucoraceae
Exons: 3
Coding region: 1-981 (326 amino acids)
Biological process (GO): regulation of DNA-templated transcription
Molecular function (GO): sequence-specific DNA binding; DNA-binding transcription factor activity
Source: RefSeq, a predicted model, not a curated record
AUGAAUAUUCAAACAUUGACAUCUCCAAAAUCGUACUCUAACAGCAAUAGCAGCAGUAGAAACUAUCUGAAUGCUUGUCCUUCCGAUGAUGCAGGAUUACUGAGAUAUUCAUCAUCACCACCAGCAACAUCAUCAUCGUCUCCAGCAGGACUACUACGUUAUAGCUAUCAUAGAGAAUCCACAUCACCAUCACCAUCAUCCACAGCUACUGAUCUUCAAUCUGUGGUAUCAAAAUAUCAUGCAAAUCCAGAGCUAUUGAAACUCAUAUUAGCAAGUAAAGUGGAGGAGGAUAAACGCAGAACAGAAGAAGCUAAAUUGAAAGCGAAAGAGCUCGAUCUAUACUUUAAAAAUCAACAAGAUCACUACAAAUCUAAUCGGAAUCACCAGCAGGAAGCCUUUAUUUUACAGCAACGACGUAGGCGCUCUUCAGCUAGCAGCAAUAGUAGUACAAGUAGCAAUAGUAAUAAUAAUGCGGGGGAAUCCAUACACCGAAGAAUUGCUCCGUACGCAAUUCCUAGGCCCAUUGUCAUGUCACCUCCGUCAAGAAGAAACUCAUCUGCCUCUGCUUUACUCUCGAUGAAUCAGCUCUCCAUCAGCAGUUCAAACACACCAUCACUCUCCACAUCUGCUCCGGCAAACACAAAUCUAUUUCCCUCCCCCACAGCUUCCAUGUCAUAUAAUAGUAGACCUCAAGAACCAGUGCAGAAGAUCUCUCGCAGAAGAAGAUCAAUGCAGGCCAUUACAAAGAUAGUUGAAACAACUGAAUUCCCGUAUGAUGACCGUCAUUUCUGGAAAAACAACGGAAAUACUGUACAAAAAAAGACAGGCUGCAAAAGUGUCUAUUACAAAUGCGCCAACAGUUGCAAGGGAUGUCCUGUCAAUAAAACUGUGGUGGAGCAGCCAGGUGGAAGUUACAUUAUAAAAUAUAGAGGCGACCAUAUAUCUGAAUGCUCUCAAGUAGAGCACAUUAGAGAUUUGUAA